Puntigrus tetrazona (Sumatra barb) is the source of this 3406-nucleotide messenger RNA. RefSeq names its product uridine-cytidine kinase-like 1. The transcript has 15 exons. Gene Ontology annotation, molecular function: kinase activity; ATP binding. The record is from RefSeq and is a predicted model, not a curated record. The coding region runs from base 1 to 1662 and encodes 553 amino acids. NCBI's taxonomy places the organism in Eukaryota, Metazoa, Chordata, Actinopteri, Cypriniformes, Cyprinidae. Gene Ontology annotation, cellular component: cytoplasm.
AUGCGUUUUCGCGCGUUAGCGCCCCACACAAACAUGGCGAUGACAAUAAGCCAAAGUGAUGUUCAGGUGCAACAGAAAGAAGAAGGAGAAGAGGAUGAUCAAUCGAUGUCUAGAUCUGACAGUGGCGAGGAUUCUCUCGAUGGCCUCAUGAGACACAGGUGUCCCCUGACCCCUUCGCUGUCCCCACGGAAACGGACCACCAGCCAAAGCAAAACGGAGCCUCCACUUCUGAGGACAAAUAAGAGGACAAUCUACACUGCAGGACGUCCACCCUGGUACAAUGUUACUGGGACAACAUUUAAAGAAGCUUUUGUAAUAGGUCUGUGUGGAGGAAGUGCUUCUGGGAAAACCACUGUGGCCAAUAAGAUCAUAGAGGCUCUUGAUGUUCCAUGGGUUGUUCUGCUCUCUAUGGACUCUUUCUACAAGGUUUUGAGUAAAGAGGAACAGGAGUUGGCGGCAAAAAACGAGUACAACUUUGAUCAUCCUGACGCCUUCGAUUUUGAGCUGCUGGUAACUGUGUUAAGAAAACUGAAAAAGGGCAAAAGCAUCAAAGUGCCAGUGUAUGACUUUACCAGUCACAGUCGUCGCAAGGAGUGGAAAACUGUCUAUGGGGCCAACGUUGUGAUAUUUGAAGGCAUCUUGGCUUUUGCCAACAAGGAGCUUUUAAAGCUCCUAGACAUGAAGGUGUUUGUAGACACAGACUCAGACAUCCGGCUAGUCAGGCGCCUGAAGAGGGACAUCACGAAUAGAGGGCGUGACAUUGCAGGCGUCAUUAAACAGUACAACAAAUUUGUCAAGCCAGCGUUUGAGCAGUACAUUGAGCCCACUGUACAGGUUGCAGAUAUUGUGGUCCCAAGAGGUGGAGAAAACUUCGUAGCCUUGGAUCUGAUUGUUCAGCACGUUCACAGUCAGCUGGAAAAGAGGAAACUCCGCUGGGAUAUAUCAGCUCUGGCGUCCGCCCAUCAGGGUCAGCCUUUACCCAAGACCCUGAGUGUCAUGGAGAGCACCCCGCAGGUCAGAGGAAUGCACACUAUUAUCAGGAAUAAAGAAACCAGUCGAGAUGAAUUUAUUUUCUAUUCAAAGAGAUUAAUGAGGCUUCUCAUAGAGCACGCCCUGUCCUUCCUGCCGCUGAAGCCGGUGUCUGUUGAAACUCCUCAAGGAACUGUAUAUGAAGGGAAGAGGCUGAGUGGAAAAAGGAUUACUGGUGUGUCCAUUCUACGGGCAGGAGAGACCAUGGAGCAGGCCUUGAUGGCUGUUUGUAAGGACAUUCGUCUGGGAAAGAUCCUCAUUCAGACCAAUCAUGACACAGGAGAGCCUGAGCUCCAUUACCUUCGUCUGCCCAAGGACAUCAGUGAGGACUACGUUAUCUUGAUGGACAGCACUGUGUCUACAGGAGCGGCAGCUCUCAUGGCUGUCAGAGUCUUGCUUGAUCAUGACGUCCAGGAGGACAAGAUCUUCCUGCUCUCUUUGCUUAUGGCGGAGAUGGGCGUUCACUCGGUGGCCUACGCCUUCCCCAAAGUGCGUAUCAUCACUACAGCCGUAGACAAGAAGGUCAACGAUGAGUUUCACAUCAUUCCAGGGAUUGGUAAUUUUGGGGACCGUUACUUUGGGACUGAUGCUCCUUCAGACUGGUAUGAAAGUGAUGAGGGGAUGGACUACUGAAUUUCAUUAAGACCUGUAUGUGAGCAACUAUACCUGCAUGCAUUAAUUUCGUAUGACUGUGGACCCACUGCCCUGCCCAAUAAGCAUAAGCCUUAGUCGCCUAUUGAUGUCGAUCUUGCAAUACUACAUUCUAUAAAUGAGCCCGUGCUCAAUAAAGGUCAAAGCAUCAACUGACCCCCAAACAUGGGAGAACACUGCUCAGUAGCUUCCCGUGAAAUGCCAACAUGGCCAUCACAAUUAGAAAAUUUUUAAUUAAUACUUGAACUGAUAAGACUGGAAUAAUAAGGGCACGUCAUAGUUUCUUUGUGGGUGUUUACACAACGGCAUACUACCAAACUACCUUGUACUGUUUUAUCAGUUUUAGCAGUAUGAGUAUACAGUUUAUAAUGUAUAAAACACAUUAUAUAUAUAUAUAUAUAAUCAAUCGCAAACACGGCACAUACUCGGUGUUUGUUAGCUCAUUUUGUGUCGUCUUGACUUAAUUUGCUUUGUAUAGCGUAUACGGCGUACAUGUGCAUUUGAGGUGCUUGACCAAAUUGACAACUUAUGCUAAGGGAAAGAAACAUUUCCGUGCACCUGCUUCAGUAUAGCCCGCUUUUAAUAUUGCAGCCGUGCAUAAAUUUUGCUACCUUGAAAAGUAGCCCAAGCACAAAAUAGGAUUUGGGUCAAACAAAUGUGCAAUGCUGCGAUUCUACUCAUAAACAAUACAUCUAUUGUUUAGUCUACUCUGUUGUUUUGGGGUGUUUUUCCUCAAUUGAUUGGUGUCUUGGGGGUGAUACAGAUGUGAAGUGCCAAUCAAUAUAUCGGUCUACUUGAUGGUGUUUGUAUGUGUGUAAAAAAGGGGAGAAUUUGUGAAAUAUUAAAAAAAGGAACUUAUGUUAAUAUAAAAUUCAGUUUUAAGUCCAAAGGAAUAAUUUUCCUCGUCAUUGGUUAUGGUAUUUAGUACUACAGUGCCACUGAGGGGAACAAAAUCAGGUUUAUCGUUUUGUUACAUACUUGAAUUUUAACAUGUAGAUAAGGUUUAUUUAUUUUUUAUUGGUUUAUAUGCCAUUCCUGAUUGAGGAGAGGCAAUGACAGAUUGAUCAGCAGUCAUAAAAGAUGAGGAACAAUUACUGAAGAACAUUUUGGAGGUGUUAUAGCAGAAAUUAAACCAAAAGAAGAGAGAAAAACAGCGCUUCUUGGAAACUUCCACUGUUAUGUGUCAUCUAAUGCAUUCAUUUUUAAUAAGCCUGAUCAGUAAUAGUGCCAAAAUGCACUUACACCAACCUGAGAUGCACUUAAAUCUAUGUAAACAAUUUGAUGACAUUUUCACCUAAGGGGGAGUGUUGCACAUUAUUUCAAUGGCAUUUAUUUAAAAAAAAAUAACUUUGUCUAUUUGGUCCCCCUUGAAAAAAUAAAAUAAUGAAAUUUGAUAUUUAUGUCUUAUUCUUCUAUGUAUGUUUGUUUUCUAAAUAGUUCUUUUGUACAGUGAUUUUUAAUUUCCUGGUUAUGUGUAAUUCUGAAUCAAAACUACAUUGGCAGCAAUAUGCUUUAUUAUAAGUGGAAAAAUAUUUCUCUUUCUUAUUUAAGUUGUAUCUCUCCAGAGAUGUAUACUGUAAUAAUUUUGUAGUAUAUGUAUGAUUUCCCUGGGUUAUGUUUACAAGCUUCAAACUGAACUCUAGUGUUGUAAACCAUUCCACUUUUUGUUUUUCUUGUUUUUUUUUUCUGUAUGUAUAAAUAGCGCAAUAAAAUAUUUUGUGCCUAA